Molecule: messenger RNA, 832 nt
Organism: Talaromyces proteolyticus
Lineage: Eukaryota; Fungi; Ascomycota; Eurotiomycetes; Eurotiales; Trichocomaceae
Exons: 4
Coding region: 56-832 (258 amino acids)
Biological process (GO): fatty acid catabolic process; acyl-CoA metabolic process
Cellular component (GO): peroxisomal matrix
Molecular function (GO): fatty acyl-CoA hydrolase activity
Source: RefSeq, a predicted model, not a curated record
GAACAAUUUUAUUUAUUCGGGAAUCAGUUCUUGAUACCAGGUGAGUAGCCAUCUUAUGCAUCGGAACUAUGUCAGAUCAAAUCAUCUCUUUAGCCGGCAGAUAGAAGUUAAGGCACCAGGGUCCGGAAAAUGUAUUUCGGUGACGAGGCCAACUCGAAUGGGAGACUUAUCCUCUACUGUAUUUGGAGGAAACAUCCUGGCAAUUGCAGUUAAUGCCGCAUACCAAACGAUCUCGGUUCACAUCACUUAUCGAGAUCCGCUAUGUCAGGUGAAAGCAAUCAGAAACACUAGAACAUUCGAAAUCCGUCAUAUACGAGGGGUACAAGAGGCUGAUGAUGGAUCUAUUAUCUUGACCUCCAGAGCAAUGGUGACUUACACUACACUUCCUCAUUCGAAAUUAUGGGUGGAUAUAUCUGAAUUGGCCUCAAAACCUUCUGUUGCAUACCCCUAUGGGCUAUAUAAGGACGCCGGACAUUUCACAGACGUGCAAUCGAUCCUGGUCGAUAUCAACGAUGAAGCUGGCGAGAAAAGGGAAAGGAAAAACCAUCAGGUUGCCCCGCAGAAAGUACCAAUUGAAAAGUUUCGCGUGAAAGGCUUAUUGAUAACCGAGGCUGAAAACAUCGCUUGCGCAACGCUGGACUUCUCGCUUCGGAUUUUUACACGGAAUGUGAAUCUUAUGAAUUACGAUAUAAUGGAGCAGAAAACUAUUAUAGCAGAAAAUGCGAGGGCUUUCAGUGAGGGGAGAGUUUGGGAUGAAGAUGGCCGCUUGCUUGCGAGUAUGAGACAGCAAACCAUUUUGCGACCACGAACUAGUUUUGUACCUAGAAUCUGA